Ictidomys tridecemlineatus (thirteen-lined ground squirrel) is the source of this 2905-nucleotide messenger RNA. RefSeq names its product RNA binding motif protein 24 (gene Rbm24). Gene Ontology annotation, molecular function: mRNA 3'-UTR binding. Gene Ontology annotation, cellular component: cytosol; nucleus. The record is from RefSeq and is a predicted model, not a curated record. Lineage: Eukaryota; Metazoa; Chordata; Mammalia; Rodentia; Sciuridae. Gene Ontology annotation, biological process: positive regulation of myotube differentiation; regulation of alternative mRNA splicing, via spliceosome; mRNA stabilization.
AGGCACCCUCUUCUUCGCUCGAGGACCACCCUCUGCAUUUCUACCUCCCCGCGGGGUGAGCGGAACCGCUGGCCCAUUCUAGGGAACCAGAUCCUAACCCAGACGAUCCGGAGAAUUUGUACCGUGACCGGCAGGGGGGGCGGGAGGAGAGAGCCCAGGCAAGUCUCCGGGGCUGCUGGCGACUUCGGAAGCCGCGCGCCCAGCGCCCUCGGCCGCCCCCGGCCGCUCGCCCCCGCCGCGCCGCCGCCCUCGCCUCCGCGCUCCCCCUUGGCCCCCGGCGGCCGCGAAAGGGUGCGGGAGACGCGGAGCCGGAGGAGGACGCGCAGCCGCUGCCCGAGCCGCAGCCGCAGCCGGAGCCCAAGCCCGAGCCGCGGGGCGGGCGCGAAGAUGCACACGACCCAGAAGGACACCACGUACACCAAGAUCUUCGUCGGGGGGCUGCCCUACCACACCACCGACGCCAGCCUGCGCAAGUACUUCGAGGUCUUCGGCGAGAUCGAGGAAGCGGUGGUCAUCACGGACCGGCAGACGGGCAAGUCCCGGGGCUACGGAUUUGUCACCAUGGCUGACCGGGCUGCUGCGGAAAGGGCCUGCAAAGAUCCCAACCCCAUCAUUGACGGCAGGAAAGCCAAUGUGAAUCUGGCAUACUUGGGAGCAAAACCAAGGAUCAUGCAACCAGGUUUUGCCUUUGGUGUGCAGCAGCUCCAUCCAGCCCUCAUACAGAGACCUUUCGGGAUUCCUGCCCACUAUGUCUACCCGCAGGCUUUUGUGCAGCCUGGAGUGGUCAUUCCGCACGUGCAGCCCACGGCCGCUGCAGCCUCCACCACGCCCUACAUUGAUUACACUGGAGCUGCCUAUGCACAAUACUCCGCUGCAGCUGCUGCGGCUGCCGCGGCCGCCGCCUACGACCAGUACCCCUAUGCUGCCUCUCCAGCGGCUGCAGGAUACGUUACCGCGGGGGGCUACGGCUAUGCAGUCCAGCAGCCCCUCACCGCUGCGGCCCCUGGGACAGCUGCGGCCGCCGCUGCUGCUGCUGCAGCCGCUGCAGCCUUUGGCCAGUAUCAGCCUCAGCAGCUGCAGACAGACCGAAUGCAGUAAACCAGCCAUCUGAUCAAAGUUGAAUUGUUUUCUCUUUCCCUCCCAAUUUUCCAAUUUUCAGUAGCUAUUAAGAGAGUUAACAUUGACUUAACAGCUUUAAAAAAAAAAAAAAGCGAUGCUAUUGUGAAGCAGAGUUAUUAUUAUUAUUUUUUUUUAUAUAUACUCCAGGUAGUGUUCUAGAUAAGAAAGAGGUGAGAAUGAGGGGCAUGGGCGCAGUUUUGGAAAUCAAUCCCAAAGAGCCUGAGUCACUGAAGGCCACCACGAGAGGAUGGCAGGCGCACCGAUGGAACUUCACUUUUGUAACGGGAUUUUUAUUUUUGCUCUUUUUAUAGUAUCAGGGAAGCAAACUGCCUUUUACAAGUUAGAAAAAAAUGCUAUUUGAAUCUAGUUGAACCAGGGAAUACAGAGUGAGCAAUAUGUAGCUUGAAAUGCAUUUAAAAAGCAGAUUUUUUUUUUUUUAAAUCAACAAAAACGGGAAAGCACUGAUUGUCGCUUUUAGCGGUCACUAUUGGCCUCUAGGACUUUUCUGAGGAAGAAGGUGGUGUUUAUUCUAUCUCAAAAAUGGGCAUCGAACAAUCAAUCCAGGAGCGUGGCAGUGGGCACGGUGGUAGACAGGCUCCCUCAUCUGUCCGCUAGAUGAGUGGGACCGUGUGGCAAGUGAUGUAGACUUACUGGGCGCCGCAGUCGCUGUACAAUCAGUCACCCACGGUUCUGGAAGGAACACAUCACUUGUGCUUGUUUGAUGAGCUUGUCACAUCCUAAUCCCUCUCCCCAUCCUGUUUCAAUUUUGGGAAACUUGUAUCUGCUGGUGUCAGCAACUCUGAUCCCUAAACAGGAUCAGACUUUUACUACUACAGCCUUCUCUUUCUAUUUAUUGUGUCGACUCGAGGCUUAGGAAUAGAGGCAGGCCAAGUUUGCAGACGCUAAACCCUUAAGAGCUGUCUUAAGGACAAUUUAUUUCCCCCCCCCCUUUUUAAAUAAUUUUACACUUUUUAGUAUCUAUUUCAGAGUCCUAUUUAAAACUAUUUAUUAGUGAAUACAGUUACCUGAGACAACAAGGUUAUUGAGAUUACAAUUCUUCAACGGUUAAUGAUAAUGUGGUUUAUACUGUGCCUUAAUAGUAAUGCUAUUUAAGAUAUUUAUUUUUAAGUUUUACUAUGCUGCACUCUAAAGAAAGGAACUUUAGAUGUGACACUGUAAAAUUAUGUAUUCAUCUCAUGGCAUAAAUUAUUUAGUAGGUCUAGAUGUAGCAUAUUAAAUAUUAACCUAUUCAACUGAAGAUGUUGACUUGGAUUUAUUUAAAUUCAUAUGUGCACUGUAUAAGAGAGUACUCUUACAUUAACACAUCUUAGUUUAUUUUAGUUGAGAUUUUUUUUUAAAACAAGCUACAUUGCUAGUUCCAUGCUUUCUUCUCUGAUUUUUGCUCGUGUAGAUCUCAUUUAUCAGUAAUUCGUUCCUUUAACACUAUUCUUAUGUAGUUUAUGUAGUUUUUAAAUGCUGCUUUACGUUUUUCUUCUGAAACCGCAAUACUUGCAAUUUUUAUUCUUAAACUAAAUUGAAUACUAUUUUACACUGUAUUGGAUUUUUAUACUUGAACAAUUUCAUACAAGGGAAGACAGGUUAGCAUUUUUAUGGACUUUCUCCAUUAUCACUGGAUUUACUUUUAAGUAUCCCCGUACUAGACAGUGUUACGUGAUGUAGACAUGACUCUCCUGUGCAAAUUAUUUAUUCAUUGUGUAUAUUGCUUUAUAACAUUUCAGAUCUUCUAAUCUAUUCACUUGUAUUAAAUAUAAUUUUUAAAAACUUC